Molecule: messenger RNA, 177 nt
Organism: Delphinapterus leucas (beluga whale)
Lineage: Eukaryota; Metazoa; Chordata; Mammalia; Artiodactyla; Monodontidae
Source: RefSeq, a predicted model, not a curated record
AUGUCCUACAAUUGCUGCUCUGGAAACUUCUCCUCCCACUCCCUUGGGGGCUACCAGUGCUAGCCAGGCUUCUCCCGUGGCUCCUUCUACCCCAGCAACCUGGUCUAUAGCAGACCUCUGCUCUCCCAACACCUGCCAGCUGGACUCCUCUCUCUACAGUCAGGAGACCUGCUGUGA